AUGGGAAAUCAAUAAAAAAAAAGGGAGUAAUAGAAUAACUCUUUAAAUACUCUAUAAGAUUUAAUGAAAUCUGACUUGAGUGCUCUAACUCAUAUUGACUUACAAUUAAAAAAUAGUAUUCUUAGUAACGAAUAAGUUGCUUAACUUAACAAUUGUUUAGUAUAAUGUAAAAAAUUAGAAUCUUUAAUACUAAAUCUUAAUAAGGAAAAUAUUUCAAAUGAUUAGAUAAAUUAAUUAUUUGAUAAAUAUCUCAACUUAAAGAAUUUUGUUGAAACUGGCUAUAAUAUGAGCAAUAAUUAAAUAUACACCCAAAUUUUGUUUUUCCUAAAUCAUUUUUAGAUUAAUCAUGGUUGUCAAGAACUUAGAUUAAAUGAUAUUGAACCUUAAGGAAAUAUUCUAUUAGAAGAAACUAUGAGUAAUCUAAUUAAUCUCAAAAGUUUAUAGUUAAAUUUAGAUGGAAAUUAAUUAGGAGAUGGGGGUUCAGUUUGGAUUUGCAAAGUAUUACGUAGAUGCAAAAGACUUAAAAACUUAAAUCUGCAGCUUUGGAAAAAUAAAAUAGGUGACAGAGGGAUAUCGAGCAUCGCAGAAGGUAUUAGUAGUUGUGCUAAACUCAUGACUUUAAAUUUAAAUGCAGUUGAAAAUAAUUAACUUAAGAAUUUAGAUUUUGGAAUGUACUUUAAUUAAAUUGGGGAUGAUGGAGCUUCUACUAUUGGUAAAGCACUUUAUAACUGCAAGGUCCUAACUAAUCUCAAAUUUGCAAUUUGGGGCAAUAAAAUCGGUGAUAAAGGAGCAUAAAAUAUUGGAUUAGGUUUGAGUAACUGCACUCAACUUACAAAUUUAGAAUUUGUCAUAAGCUAUAAUUAAAUUGGGGAUGAAGGAGCUUCUACUAUUGGUAAAGCACUUGGUAACUGCAAGUUCCUAACAAAUCUCUUAUUUAACAUUUCGCACAAUAAAAUCUGUGAUAAAGGAGCAUAAAAUAUUGGAUUAGGUUUGAGUAACUGCACUUAACUUAUAAAUUUAGAAUUUGUCCUAACCUUUAAUUAAAUUGGGGAUGAUGGAGCUUCUACUAUUGGUAAAGCACUUUAUAACUGCAAGGUCCUAACUAAUCUCAAAUUUGCAAUUUGGCACAAUAAAAUCGGUAAUAAAGGAGCAUAAAAUAUUGGAUUAGGUUUGAGUAACUGCACUCAACUUACAAAUUUAGAAUUUGUCAUAAGCUUUAAUUAAAUUGGGGAUGAGGGAGCUUCUAUUAUUGGUAAAGCACUUGGUAACUGCAAGUUCCUAACUAAUCUCAAAUUUAACAUUUCGUUCAAUAAAAUCUGUGAUAAAGGUGCAUAAAAUAUUGGUUUAGGUUUGAAUAACUGCAUUCAACUUAAAAAUUUAGAAUUUGACAUAGGCUAUAAUUAAAUUGCGGAUGAUGGAGCUUCUACUAUUGGUAAAGCACUUGGUAACUGCAAGUACCUAACUAAUCUCAAAUUUAACAUUUCGUUCAAUAAAAUCGGUGAUAAAGGAGUAUAAAAUAUUGGAUUAGGUUUGAGUAACUGCGCUCAACUUACAAAUUUAGAAUUUGUCAUAAGAGAUAAUUAAAUUGGGGAUGAUGGAGCUUCUACUAUUGGUAAAGCACUUGGUAACUGCAAGUUCCUAACAAACCUCUUAUUUAACAUUUCGAACAAUAAAAUCGGUGAUGAAGGAGCAUAAAAUAUUGGAUUAGGUUUGAGUAACUGCACUCAACUUACAAAUUUAGAAUUUAACAUAAGAAAUAAUUAAAUUGUGAAUUAUGGAGCUUCUACUAUUGGUAAAGCACUUGGUAACUGCAAGUUCCUAACAAAUCUCUUAUUUGACAUUUCGGGCAAUAAAAUCGGUGAUAAAGUAGCAUAAAAUAUUGGAUUAGGUUUGAGUAACUGCACUCAACUUACAAAUUUAGAUUUUUUCCUAAACUUUAAUUAAAUUGAGGAUGAUGGAGCUUCUACUAUUGGUAAAGCACUAGGUAAUUGCAAGUUCCUAACUAAUCUCAAAUUUAGCAUUUCGCACAAUAAAAUCGGUGAUGAAGGAGCAUAAAAUAUUGGAUUAGGUUUGAGUAACUGCACUCAACUUACAAAUUUAGAAUUUAUUCUAACGGAUAAUUAAAUUGGCGAUGAUGGAUCUUCUACUAUUGGUAAAGCACUUGGUAACUGCAAGUUCCUAACAAAUCUCUUAUUUGACAUUUCGUUUAAUAAAAUCGGUGAUAAAGGAGCAUAAGAUAUUGGAUUAGGUUUGAGUAACUGCACUCAACUUACAAAUUUAGAAUUUGUCCUCAUCCUAAAUUAAAUUGGGGAUGAUGGAGCUUCUACUAUUGGUAAAGCACUUGGUAACUGCAAGUUCCUAACUAAUCUCAAAUUUAACAUGUGGUCCAAUAAAGUCAGUGAUAAAGGAGCAUAAGAUAUUGGAUUAGGUUUGAGUUACUGCACUCAACUUACAAAUUUAGAAUUUGACAUUAGAGAUAAUUAAAUUGGGGAUGAUGGAGCUUCUACUAUUGGUAAAGCACUUGGUAACUACAAGUUCCUAACUAAUCUCAAAUUGAACAUUUCGAGCAAUAAAAUAGGUGAUAAAGGAGAAUAAAAUAUUGGAUUAGGUUUGAGUAACUGCACUCAACUAAGAAAUUUAAUUUUUAGCUCAGAGUAAAUUUGA
Molecule: messenger RNA, 2664 nt
Organism: Tetrahymena thermophila SB210
Lineage: Eukaryota; Ciliophora; Oligohymenophorea; Hymenostomatida; Tetrahymenidae
Product: translation initiation factor eIF-5A family protein
Exons: 31
Biological process (GO): activation of GTPase activity; nucleocytoplasmic transport
Cellular component (GO): nucleus; cytosol; perinuclear region of cytoplasm
Molecular function (GO): small GTPase binding; GTPase activator activity
Source: RefSeq, a predicted model, not a curated record